Molecule: messenger RNA, 849 nt
Organism: Arctia plantaginis
Lineage: Eukaryota; Metazoa; Arthropoda; Insecta; Lepidoptera; Erebidae
Source: the annotation of a GenBank genome assembly
AUGAGAGUAAGUCAUCAAAUAGAGUGCCAUUGGCAACUCACGCAACAAGUAGCGAAGCGAGCGGUGGGGCGCGUGCCGGGCGUGCGCCGCGCCGCCCGCGCUGGCCGCCGUGCGCUUGCCCGCGCCCCGCACCCCGCUGGCCGGCGCGCGCGGUACUUAGCGUCAGGGGUGCGCGCCACCUCCGCCAAUCCACCGGCAACCUUCGCGCGGCACACAAGUGCGCUCCAAAUAUUCUCUCGAUUCGUUACACGAACAUUCGCGAUGCCGAUGGCGGCGAUUCAUUAUCAAAAUCCCAACGCCGAACAGAGAUUGACUCAUAUCCAAGCCCAGGCUCCUAGGAGAUUAGCACCUGCCCCUAUGGACACGAGCCGCUGUAAAAAGAAAUCUUAUCUUCAUCAACCUUACCCGACUCAACCUGCCUCUGUUGCACGCAGGAACGCUCGCGAGAGGAAUAGAGUGAAACAAGUAAACAAUGGUUUUGCAGCACUAAGACAGCACAUACCUUCAGCUGUUUCGGCUGCUUUAGCUGGCGGACGAGGUUCUUCACGGAAAUUGAGUAAAGUGGAUACAUUAAGACUGGCAGUGGAAUACAUCAAAAGCUUGAAGCGAUUGCUGGAGGAAAGCGAUGAAGGAUGUUCAGAGUCACAGUCCGGUUUGACAUAUAGUAACACUUCAGCUAACGGACCACACACGCCUCCGUUAUCAGAGGAGUCUCACUCACCUGCACCUUCGUUUGUGUCUGAAAGCUCAGCAGGACCAACCUGUCAAGACGCCUAUGACUCGUACGAGCCUAUGAGUCCAGAAGAUGAAGAACUUCUGGAUGUCAUUUCGUGGUGGCAGCAACAAUGA